This is a messenger RNA of Photinus pyralis (common eastern firefly), 4817 nucleotides long. RefSeq names its product neither inactivation nor afterpotential protein C (gene ninaC). NCBI's taxonomy places the organism in Eukaryota, Metazoa, Arthropoda, Insecta, Coleoptera, Lampyridae. Gene Ontology annotation, cellular component: myosin complex. Bases 210 to 4403 code for a protein of 1397 amino acids. The record is from RefSeq and is a predicted model, not a curated record. The transcript is spliced from 16 exons. Gene Ontology annotation, molecular function: cytoskeletal motor activity; protein binding; ATP binding. Gene Ontology annotation, biological process: protein phosphorylation.
CCCGCAGGUAAUUUAGGUGAAGGACAAAUUAAAGGAAACCCUACUGAGAUCACUUCAGGGUUUCUGUGAAAUAAAUCCAUUUACAACAAGGUACUCAGGCUACGAAGUGCAAAACGUAUAACGGCAAACAGUUCAACCCUCUACAGUGUAAUUUAGAUCAAAUGCUGUAUGUGCACCAAAACUUUGCAGCGAUUUAGUUUCUGGAAAACAUGAAGGAAGAGUUUUGUUACGAAGAUUUGCCUUCGGCAAACCAGCGAUUUACACUCGGCGAAUGUCUCGGAGAAGGCGUACAUGCGAAAGUGUUUAAAUCGAAGGAUUCGGAAACCGGAAAAGAUGUAGCCAUAAAGAUACAAAGUUUCAUUGACGACAAUAUGAAAUUCAUUCAAGAAGAGUACAACAUACUCAGUAAUUUUUCAAACCACCCUAAUUUGGUGCAGUUUUAUGGCGCUUAUAAGAAUCUUGGCGAGAUGGGGGACGAAGUUUGGUUUGUUAUGGAGUUAUGCGGAGGUGGAACGGUUAUGGAUUUAGUAAGAGGAGUAGUCAGUAGCAACCGAAGGAUGGCAGAAGAACACAUUUCGCUUAUUUUAAAAGAAAUUCUAAAGGCUCUAACUUAUCUGCACGAAAACAACAUAAUGCACCGCGACAUUAAGGGAAGCAACGUUUUGCUUACAACCGAAGGUGAUAUAAAGUUAUCAGACUUUGGUUUAAGUCGUGUAUUAAAAUCUGAGAUGGAAAGGACAAACUCCUGCUUAGGCUCACCAAAUUGGAUGGCUCCAGAGGUCAUUAGCGUGGCAAACCCCGAAUUCAACGGAUACGACAGUAGGGCCGAUGUCUGGUCGGUAGGCAUUUUAGCGCUCGAGCUCAGUAAUGGUAAGUCGCCGUAUCACAACAUGCACCCCACCAGAGCCAUAUUUCAAAUCGCACGAAACCCUCCACCGGGACUUGAUCUACCAGGAAAUUGGUCGGAUACCUUCAUAGACUUUAUCGAGGAAUGCCUGGUAAAAAAUCCCGAACACCGACCGUUUAUGGUUGAACUGCUUGAGCAUCCCUUUUUUGAGUUGGUUCCUAAAAAGUACUACUAUCUAAACCAAGAGUUGCUGAUCUUAAAUCAAGCAUUUGGUUCCAUUGGAAGAGCGAAUCGACUACCUGAGAUGAUUAUAAACACCAACCUAUACAAGAAGGGCUACAAUGAACCCAUGGAACAAAUGCUUGUUGAAGAUCUAUCUGCCUUAGAUGAAAUUAACGAAGAAAUUGUUUUAGAAGAACUAAAUAAAAGAAUGUCUAUUGGCCAAUCUUCCACCUUUGUUGGUGACGUACUGCUUAUUCUUAACCCCAAUGAACAACAGGACGUUUAUGGAGAAAAGCAACAUUCAAAAUAUCAAUUUACAUCUCGAUCAGAUUGCGCCCCUCACAUAUUCACCGUUGCGGACAGCGUCUAUCAGGCGGCACUACACCAGGACAAAGUGCAACAUAUCAUUUUGACGGGAGAAAGUUCGUCUGGUAAAACGACGAACUUUCUUCACCUGAUAGAGCAUCUACUGUUUUUGGGGAGAAACAAGAAUAUUAAUCAGGGAAGAAUACGGAACGCAAUUAAAUUGCUGCAAGCAUUCACUCAUGCUUCUACGCCAUCAAAUGAUCAUUCUACGAGGGCGGUUUUCCACGUUGAAAUAAAUUACAGUGGUACUGGGAAAAAUACAGGCGCGCAUUUUGAAGUGUAUCAAAUUGAGAAGUGGAGAAUAUCUAGUUUAGAUGAAUCGCAAGCGAACUUUCAUAUUCUCUACUAUUUCUAUGACGGAAUACAGGCCAAUGGAGAGUUAAACAAGUAUCUCCUCAGAGAUGAUCGUCAAUGUCGUUAUCUUCGUAUACCACCCGAGGCUAAAUGUAGUUGUAAACCAAGAGAUGAUCCCAAGUCAAACACUAAAAAGUUUCAAAAAAUUCUCGAAAUUUUGCGAGAGUUUCUGUUUGGAAAGGAAGAAAUCGAAGCCAUAUUUAGCGCCUUGGCUGCUAUACUAGUACUUGGUGAUAUAGACUUUGAAUCGAACGAAAUUGUUAAUAAAGAUUGCGCUUCUAAAGUGGCUCAAUUGUUAAAGAUAGAAGAAGAGGGCUUUAUUUCUGGUCUGACUAGUUCGCAUCUCAGAGAUGUCCUUGCCAAUACUUUGUACUCCAGAGUGGUGCAGUACAUUGUUAGUGCCAUCAAUAGUAAACUCUGUUAUGGGCGGGCCAUAUUUGGGGAUAAAUAUGCGAUCAAGGUUCUGGAUUUUUAUGGUUUUGAAUCGUUUAAGUCCAACAGUUUUUCUCAAUUUUUGAUUAAUUGCACAAACGAACAGAUUCAGUACUUUUAUAACCAAGCCGUUUUUUCGUGGGAAGAAUUGGAAUCAGUUGAAGAAAAUAUUCCAUACCAAUCAGUAUUGUACUACAAUAACAAGAAGGCUUUGGAUGAGAUGUUGGGAGCAUUCAGCGUGCUUGCCUUGGUCGAAGAGGCUACCAAGGAGAAUAAAGGAAGGGCUCACAUUAUCAGUGGUCUAAUUAAUAAAAAUAAAACAUUUGUCAGUAGAGAAACCGACAGUGAGUUUUGCGCAAAUCACUACGCCGGAAGUGUAGUAUACGACGCAACUAAAAUGGCGGCUUUUAACAGAGACGUGUUGCCAGCAGAAACUAUUAAACUACUACGCAGUUCGAACGAUGCCAUUUUAAAAACGUUAUUCAUGAGCAAAUUAAACAAAAUGGGAAAUUCCUGCGUGAAGUUUGACGAGGAUUUAAAACAUCGAAAGGAGUUGAUUAACAAUGAGCAAUAUUUGCAAAAAAAUGCCAAACAAUUUUCUCAAACUGCUAAGUUGUACUCGGCAGCAACCACAUUUAAAGCAUCCAGUCUUGAGUUAAUGAAAGAACUAUCGAUAAGUGCACGUACUGGUGGGGCACACUUUGUUCGCUGCCUCAGAUCGGACUUUGCUGGUAACCCGCAGAGUUUUCACAAAGAACUUAUAAAACAACAAUUGCGAGCAUUGGCGGUGGUGGAAACGGCAACCGUUCGAAAGCGCGGUUUUUCACUACGAAUUCCAUUUAUGGAAUUUCUUAAAAGAUAUAAGUUUUUAGCAUUCGAUUUUACCGAAGCCGUUGACAUCACAAAGGAAAAUUGUCGUCUCCUCCUAAUUCGACUAAACAUGGAAAAUUGGGCUAUAGGAAAGACGAAGGUAUUUCUAAAAUAUUAUCACGAAGAAUACCUCUCCAGAUUAUACGAAAAGCAGGUGAAGAAGAUCAUUAAAAUUCAAGCGCUUAUAAGAUCAUAUCUAAUUAAAAGAAAAAUGGCUAAAAAGUUAACAGUUGAUAAUAAAAGUAAAGGUGAAAAGGAGCGAGUGGACUUAAUUAGAGAAGAAGCGGCUAUAGUCGUUCAAAAAGCCUAUCGAAACUACUACGGAAGAAAACACCACAAGGGUGUUCCACUUGAUAACGAUGAGACAAAGUUAGCGAGUUACUUUUUCAAUAAAUGGAAGAGAAAAUCCGUGUACCAAAUACUUUUGCAAUACCGAGCAUCUCAAUACCAAGACUUAUAUAAUUUGUCCCAACAGGUCCACCUCUACAAUCAAUACAUUAUGAAUGAAGUUACCAUGUUGGAAGACGUGGAGCUAAGUUCCGUUGUUUCAAAUGCGGAUCCUGAAAUAUUUUUGGGGGAGAAUAAGUCAUCCGUUUUGAAAUUGCCGUUUCGAUUGGAUAACAUACCCUUUUACGAUACAGUGCAUCUGUGUCACUUGACAACGAAAGAUUCUGAAGAUGAAGAGAAUUGGGACUCUCCAUUUUAUUUGCGCGAAAUUUCCGAUAUAUCCGCAAUAGGUUACUACAAGGGCGUGGAAGCAAAACUUCAAUUAACAAAGCUGCCAUUUAAGCGUCAACCUUCCGAAUUCACCCCAUUAUCAAACGAUGUCGAAGUCUGUAAAUUACAAAACGAAAACGAAGUACCCAAAUCUCCCUUAAUCAAUCGUAAAUUAGUAGUGGAACAUUUAAAUAGUAUCAACAAUACUACUUCGGCCGAUAAGGAUUUCGAAUACAUAAAGGCGCCGAUUUUAAAGAAAACCCCUAAACCGAAAGAUGAUUACGCCGAUCCAAUCAAUGAGCUUGAAAGUAAAGGGAGACGAAAGUCGCUUGUUCACGAAGACGAGCCACCGUUUAAUUUUCAAGCUAUGCUGAGAAAGACUAACUACCGAAAGGAAUUUGACGAAAAAACAGAUUCAGAUAAAGACACCACCCAAAAUGAACUGUUUGAGCAGUCUCUGGCAGAGAAAAAGAACAUGUUGAAAGGGAUCAAGAAGGAAGCACCAAAAGUUAAAGUUUCAUUUGGGGAGGAUGUACAUGUUGUAACUGAUGUAGCACCUGGAAUUACCUUAGAGGGAGUUCUUGUAGACUUAUAGAUUUGCUGUUCUUGUGGAUGGAAGUGUACCUACGAUCUAUCUAAAAUGGUCUAGACUGGAGUUCUCUCAUUCCAUGAGAUACUAGGUACCUAUGUGCCGUCUUCUAUUCUACAAUGAUAAAAUCACAUUACGAAGGUGUCAGAAAGAGAAUCACACCUUCUUAUCUGCUCCUCAUUAAAGAUUUGUGAUCUAGAUCAUUUUUAGAUAGACCGUUGGUGAUCUAAGAAUAUUUUUUCGCACUAUAUUUACUCAAUGUUGUUAGAGAAAGUUUGUUUUAUACGUCCUCACUACGACAGAGACAUUUACGAUUACGUUAUAUUGAUUUCGUCCUUCAUGUUUAUAUAGCGUUAACAAAAUUUAAAAUGCUAGGUUUUAAUUAUGAAAGUAAAAUAAAUCAAUAAAUACUUACAUCCA